Messenger RNA from Megalops cyprinoides (Indo-Pacific tarpon), 1832 nucleotides. RefSeq names its product protein MB21D2-like. The record is from RefSeq and is a predicted model, not a curated record. The transcript has 2 exons. The coding region runs from base 284 to 1801 and encodes 505 amino acids. Lineage: Eukaryota; Metazoa; Chordata; Actinopteri; Elopiformes; Megalopidae.
AUGCAGGUGCCUCACGGAAGGCGAAUUGGUCAGCAUUUACCAGUUUCAAAUCAUGGGAACUUUUAAACUUUUCGAGCAAUCCUUUCAAAUAAUCCGUUAACUGUGGCCGCAUCUCAUAUGACAACAGUUAUCUGGAUAAAGAUCACAGAUCAACGCAAGUGGGAAACUGCAAUCUGAUUUCAGAAAGGAACAGCCGAAACGCCUCCGCCCAGAGCAGCGUGAAUAUCCCUGAGUUCGAACGAACGUGGGACGCUCGUUCACAGCAGCAUUUUUGCUUGUGAAGAUGGCGGCCCCUAUUGUAGCCAGCCGGGCUGGAUCCGCCAAUAGCGUCGGGAACAGCCCGACUGCAACACCUAACAACCCAAAUAAUAAUAACAAAAUCAUCCCCAGUUAUCCCGAACUCGAUUUCAGGUCUGGCGCGAGGAUUGAGGAGCUGAACAAGCUGAUCCAGGAAUUCAGCAAACACGAUCAACGCGAAUAUGACGACCAAAGAGCCUUGGAAAUCCACACCGCUAAGGACUUCAUCUUCUCUAUGCUUGGCAUGGUGCAGAAGCUGGACCAGAAACUCCCCGUGGCAAAUGAGUACCUCCUGCUGUCAGGCGGGGUGCGGGAAGGGGUGGUGGACAUGGACCUGGAUGAGCUCAACGUGUACGCCAGGGGAACGGACUUCGACCUGGACUUCACACUGCUGGUCCCUGCGCUCAAGCUGCACGACCGCAACCAGCCGGUCACUCUGGACAUGCGGCACUCCGCCCUCUGCCACUCGUGGCUCAGCCUGCGCCUCUUCGACGAGGGCACCAUCAACAAGUGGAAGGACUGCUGCACCAUCGUCGACCACAUCAACGGCGCCACCAAUUACUUCUUCUCCCCGACGCUGGUGGCGGACUGGUUCUACGAGUCCAUCAGCGUGGUGCUGCAGGAGGUGCAGAAGAAGCCGCAGCGCGGGAUGCCCAAGGUGGAGAAGGUGGAGAAGAACGGCACCAUCAUCUCCAUCAUCCUGGGAGUGGGCAGCAGCCGCAUGCUGUACGACAUCGUGCCCGUGGUGUCCUUCAAGGGCUGGCCGGCCGUGGCGCAGAGCUGGCUGAUGGAGAACCACUUCUGGGACGGCAAGAUCACGGAGGAGGAGGUGAUCAGCGGCUUCUACCUGCUGCCGGCCUGUUCCUGCACGGGCAGGAAGGAGAACGAGUGGCGCCUGUCGUUCGCCCGCAGCGAGGUGCAGCUGAAGAAGUGCAUCUCCAGCAGCCUGAUGCAGGCCUACCAGGCCUGCAAGGCCCUCAUCAUCAAACUGCUGUCCAGGCCCAAAGCCAUCAGCCCCUACCACCUGCGCAGCAUGAUGCUGUGGUCAUGUGACAGACUCCCAGCCAAUUAUCUGUCUCAGGAUGACUUCUCUGCCCACUUCCUGCUGGGCCUCAUUGAUGACUUGCAGCACUGCCUGGUUAACAAGAUGUGCCCCAACUACUUCAUCCCACAGUGCAACAUGCUUGAGCACCUGUCGGAUGAGAUGGCGAUGUUGCACGCGCGCAAGCUCUCCUCGGUCCGGUCCGACCCAGCCGAGCACCUGCGCACUGCAAUUGAGCAUGCCAAGGCUGCUAACCGGCUGACCCUGGACAUGCAGCGGCGUGGCAGCGCGGCCAGCCUCCCCUCCCCGCAGUCUGACCUGGGGGACCACCAACCGGACGACCGGCUCGCCAAGAAGCUGCAGCAGCUGGUCACAGAGAAUCCAGGGAAGUCCAUUUCCGUGUUCAUCAACCCUGACGAUGUCACACGACCGCACUUCCGCAUUGAUGACAAGUUCUUCUGAGAAGCAGCCUUCCCCCCCGUUGCCUCCCCCA